CAGCCCAAUGACGAAUCGAGGGGUGUCGGCCGCCGCGCGAACGAGCAUCGCUGGCGGUUUGUUUUGAAUGCGCCGCUGCCAUGUUUCUCCGACGCGAAUCGCCCACGGUCAAGGCAGCGAGCGACCCACGCAUGGACAGUGGCGCGCGAGGCGACGACGGCGCUGCCCUUGAAAAGCCCUGGUCUCCGCUGGCCGCGCACAGAAUGGCGAGCACCGCGAUCCAUGCGCACCUGCAGCCUUCGUACCGGCUGCCCAUGGUGCUCGGCUUCCAGGAGCGAGAGCUUGAGGCGGCCUUCGAGCGCAAUCGAAACCCGAACUUCAGCGACCUGGCAAUCCUGGCCGCGGAGAUGGGCCUGCCGCUCAGCGCCGUCAAG
Messenger RNA from Rhipicephalus microplus (southern cattle tick), 374 nucleotides. RefSeq names its product pituitary homeobox 3. The record is from RefSeq and is a predicted model, not a curated record. Gene Ontology annotation, cellular component: nucleus. Gene Ontology annotation, molecular function: DNA binding. Lineage: Eukaryota; Metazoa; Arthropoda; Arachnida; Ixodida; Ixodidae. Gene Ontology annotation, biological process: cell differentiation; regulation of transcription by RNA polymerase II.